GCGCUCGGCUCCGGCGGGGAAGGCGCCCCGAGCCCAUGCCUCCGGCCCCGCGCCGCGGCUGCCCUGACCCGGCCGCGACCUCCCCGCGCGGGGGCCCGCCGUCCCGGGCUUCUGGGGUGUUCCCCAACCACGGCCCAGCCCCGCCACACCCCCCGCCCCCGGCCUCCGCAGCUCGGCAUGGGCGCGGGGGCGCUCGCCCUGGGCCCCUCUGAACCCUGCAACCUGUCGUCCACCGCGCCGCUGCCCGACGGCGCGGCCACCGCGGCGCGGCUGCUGGUGCCCGCGUCGCCGCCCGCCUCGCUGCUGCCCCCGGCCAGCGAGGGCCCGGCGCCGCUGUCGCAGCAGUGGACGGCUGGCAUGGGCCUGCUGAUGGCGCUCAUCGUGCUGCUCAUCGUGGCGGGCAACGUGCUGGUGAUCGUGGCCAUCGCCAAGACGCCGCGGCUGCAGACGCUCACCAACCUCUUCAUCAUGUCCCUGGCCAGCGCCGAUCUGGUCAUGGGGCUGCUGGUGGUGCCGUUCGGGGCCACCAUCGUGGUGUGGGGACGCUGGGAGUACGGCUCUUUCUUCUGCGAGCUCUGGACCUCGGUGGACGUGCUGUGCGUUACGGCCAGUAUCGAGACCCUGUGUGUCAUCGCGCUGGACCGCUACCUGGCCAUCACGUCGCCCUUCCGCUACCAGAGCCUGCUGACGCGCGCGCGGGCGCGGGCGCUCGUGUGCACCGUGUGGGCCAUCUCGGCCCUGGUGUCCUUCCUGCCCAUCCUCAUGCACUGGUGGCGGGCCGAGAGCGACGAGGCGCGCCGCUGCUACAACGACCCCAAGUGCUGCGAUUUCGUCACCAACCGAGCCUACGCCAUCGCCUCGUCCGUGGUCUCCUUCUACGUGCCCCUGUGCAUCAUGGCCUUCGUGUACCUGCGGGUGUUCCGCGAGGCCCAGAAGCAGGUGAAGAAGAUCGACAGCUGCGAGCGCCGCUUCCUCGGCGGCCCCGCGCGGCAGCCCGAGCCGGCGUCCUCCUCGCCCUCGCCGGGGCCCCCGCGCCCCGCCGCCGCCGCCGCCGACUCGAUGGCCAACGGGCGCGUCAGCAAGCGCCGGCCCUCGCGCCUCGUGGCCCUGCGCGAGCAGAAGGCGCUCAAGACCCUGGGCAUCAUCAUGGGCGUGUUCACGCUCUGCUGGCUGCCCUUCUUCCUGGCCAACGUGGUGAAGGCCUUCCACCGCGACCUGGUGCCCGAUCGCCUCUUCGUCUUCUUCAACUGGCUGGGCUAUGCCAACUCGGCCUUCAACCCCAUCAUCUACUGCCGCAGCCCCGACUUCCGCAAGGCCUUCCAGCGCCUGCUGUGCUGCGCGCGCCGGGCCGCCCGCCGGCGCCACGCCGCCCACGGGGACCGGCCCCGCGUCUCGGGCUGCCUGGCGGGAACCGGGCCGCCGCCGUCUCCCGGGGCCGCUUCGGACGACGACGACGACGACGACGUCGGGGCCACGCCGCCCGUGCGCCUGCUGGAGCCCUGGGCCGGCUGCAACGGCGGCGGCGGCGGCGGCGGAGCGGCCACUGCGGACAGCGACUCCAGCCUGGACGAACCCAGCCGUCUGGGCUUCGCCUCGGAAUCCAAGGUGUAGGAGAGCCGGGCUCUGGGCGCGGACGCCGGCGCCCCAGCCGGGCGCCUCCGGGGGAGCUAGAGCCCGCCAAGGCGCCCCCGAGUGACUUCCCAGGGGAAACGGAGAUCUGUGUUUACCCAAGACCGAAAGCA
Molecule: messenger RNA, 1742 nt
Organism: Dipodomys spectabilis (banner-tailed kangaroo rat)
Lineage: Eukaryota; Metazoa; Chordata; Mammalia; Rodentia; Heteromyidae
Gene: Adrb1
Product: adrenoceptor beta 1
Exons: 1
Coding region: 178-1611 (477 amino acids)
Biological process (GO): norepinephrine-epinephrine-mediated vasodilation involved in regulation of systemic arterial blood pressure; positive regulation of heart rate by epinephrine-norepinephrine; adenylate cyclase-activating adrenergic receptor signaling pathway
Cellular component (GO): membrane
Molecular function (GO): beta1-adrenergic receptor activity
Source: RefSeq, a predicted model, not a curated record